CUCGUCAGAAGAAUUAGAAGAAUCACUCUCAUCGCUCUGCACAUCGUUGCCGUUAGCACUCGAACCUCUGAAAUGGCAUUGAUUAUCGUGUGUUCCUCCGUCGUCCACUCCCCCUUCCACGGCGAAACUUGCUCCUUUGUGACUAGGGCUAGUACUGGCGCCAAAGGGCCACAUGCUGGGGAAACUGGCACGUCCAAUGCCCAGGGGUGUGGUAGUGUUUGUGUUGGUGCUUGAAGAUAUCGCAGGGGGAGUACCCACAUUCACGUUCUUGCCCUUAUCCUCCCCUAUCUCUCCACCACCAGGUAAUCCCCUCGCACCAACCUCAACAUCCAGGUCUCCGAUCGAGAAAUCCCGCUCAUUUUCAUCCUCGUUCCCAGAGUCGUCGUCCUCCUCCGUUGCAAAGGGGUUCAAGUUCUUCCGAUGUUGCUGCUCGGCUUUAUCGCCGUUCUCACUACCGGUUGGUAUGGGUUCGGAUGCAUUUUGCUUCGAGUGCAGCGCCAGUCGAGCAGCUAGUUGUCUUCGGGCUCGCGAGGGCGGAAUAUUCAAGGGAGGAGGUGGUGGCGGUGGCGCCGAAGGCGGUUCAAGGUCUGAGGCUGAGGUGGAGCUUGUUGCGACAGUUGUUGAGGGUGUUGAGAUAUAGCGGGAAAACUAGGGGUUGAAAAUUAGUCCACG
Molecule: messenger RNA, 672 nt
Organism: Hyaloscypha bicolor E
Lineage: Eukaryota; Fungi; Ascomycota; Leotiomycetes; Helotiales; Hyaloscyphaceae
Exons: 1
Coding region: 173-640 (155 amino acids)
Source: RefSeq, a predicted model, not a curated record